AUGGAAACUCAAAUAGAGAACAACUCUGUUCGGCUAAAAUUAAAAAAGGAACUAACAAACCAAGAACGUCAAGCAAUUGCUGAAAUUCUAUUGAUGCAAAGUGAAAACGGAAAAUUGAAAAGGCAUACCAUACCUGCCACAGCCAAAAUGUUUUCUGUUUGUGCCAGAACUAUUAGUCGAAUUUGGCAUCGGCUUGUGGAAAAUCUUUCAAAUGGGUCAGCAAUUGAUGUUUCUAGCAAAAAGCAUAACAGAGUUGGUCGCAAACGGGUGCAAGUUGAUCUCAAUAAGGUAUCAGAAAUUCCUCUCCGACAACGUACAAACAUUCAAUCUUUAUCAUUUGCUAUGCAAGUUGCUAAAUCUAUAUUACAUAGAAGAAUUAAAGAAGGCUUAAUUAGACCACAUUCAAAUGCCUUGAAGCCAUCUUUAACUGAAGAGAAUAAAAAAGCAAGGUUGUUAUUUUGUUUGUCAAUGCUUGAGCAGUGUAGUCUUCAUAACAGGCCAACUUUUUGUAAUAUGCUUAAUUAUGUUCACAUUGAUGAAAAAUGGUUCUAUAUGUCUAAAGAGUCCGAGAAAUAUUAUCUCCUUCCUGAAGAAAAUGAACUCGUACGUACCUGCAAAAGUAAAAGGUUCAGUACAAAGGUUAUGUUUCUCGCCGCAGUUGCUAGGCCACGAUAUGAUACUUCUGGCCAUGAAGUUUUCUCUGGAAAGAUUGGAAUUUUCCUAUUUAUUUGCAAAGUUCCUGCCAAAUGA
This is a messenger RNA of Cornus florida, 750 nucleotides long. RefSeq lists its product as uncharacterized. The transcript has a single exon. Gene Ontology annotation, molecular function: nucleic acid binding. Bases 1 to 750 code for a protein of 249 amino acids. The record is from RefSeq and is a predicted model, not a curated record. Lineage: Eukaryota; Viridiplantae; Streptophyta; Magnoliopsida; Cornales; Cornaceae.